UGGCAUUCGACAACAAAAAUCUGUUUUGUUGAAAAAUACUUCACCGUAGGUUGUCUAAAAUGUAUGUAACAGGAAGAACCAUUAAAUUUUGAUAGAAAUUUCCUCUUUUCGCUGCCAUCAUUUUGCUGGAGAAAGAGUUUGACUCUUCGCGAAUUUUGACAUUAUUGAAAGGAAGCAGCAUCUCGAACGCUCCUCUUGACAACAAUAAACAAUAUGGCGGCGAUGGUUCGACUUCAACGUCAGGUGAAUAAUAUCGUUGAAGAAACCUAUGCCAGGAAAAAUGAAGCCGAAGAAAGAAGGAACCAGGAGUUUUUAGCAGCAGUUGAAAUUCAGUCAUGGUUCCGUGGUUGUAGAACUAGGGGCUAUCUCAAGUUUUUAAAUCGAUGUGCUACUAGCGUUCAGAGGAGAUGGAGGGGAUUUUUGGGUCGAAGAUUUUACAGAGUUCUUAUUCAGAAUAGCGUGUUUCAGGCUAAACUACGAUUUUAUAACCAGCAAGCUAGUAAGAUUCAGAAAGUUUGGAAGGGGUACUAUGUUAGAAAGUAUGUGUUUAAUUAUUACAGUAGAAAACACUAUCUAGAAUCUCUACAGAUUAAAAAUGAAAUCAUAAGAUCUGAACUAGAAGAAUAUGCAGAACAGCAAUCUCAGAUUCGACAAAAGCAAGCAGACGAGGAAGAAAGACAGGCUCGAGUUUAUGAGGCUCGUAAAAACCAUUAUUUAAUCAGUACUGAGGUCAUACCUGGUGUCUAUAAUUCACCGUUCUUACCGUUUCCCUCAGCCAAUGAGUAUGUGUUACGUAACGUGAAACCUCUAGAUAGAAAGAAAAAACUAACGAAGAAAUCAGAUCCAGGAUGGAAGAGUUGUGAAUUCCCGAGACCUGAGAAACUUCCUCCUUUAGUUAAUAAACCACAGGGACCAUUCCGAGAACCUGCAGAUGUUCAGUCUCAACGAUAUAAAAAUUUCCAACCUUCAUUACGAGUUGCUACCGAUUUCUUCUCUCUAGAGGAGGCCAGAAAAACCAUGAAAGCUGAAGAAUGGGUGACCAGAAUUAAUGAUGAUCUAUUUUUACCAGUCGGUAAGAAAGAGGCUAGAUAUCAGCCGUUACUAUACACUACUUCUAAAUAUGGUCAUCUUCCGUAUGGUACCAAAUAUUUCCGUGAAGUACACAUUGAUAGACAUAUCACACCACAGCCAUUUAAAACGCUGGUUCCACCAAUUCCUGUCUUUGAUAAAUUAAACAACACAUAUUCUCAAGGUCAAGUCUGAAGGUCAAAUGUGAAGGGCAAGUGAAAAAAGUUUCCAGAAAAUCAGUCCCUUGUUUUGACAAUUUGAAGCCUAAAUACUCUUCAAGACUUUAUGACUUCACCAAAACAUAUUAGCAGUCUUUUGUAGAUAAUUUACUUUUAAUGAUCGUGGUUCGUGGUUCCUAAUGUUUCUCGAUUUGCGGAAAGUGCAGAAAUAGUACAUCUAUUAAUAAGAUGGAUUGUUAGUUUCUUUUUGUAAAAAUGAGAUCAAAAUUCUGACGUUUUCUUGUCUUGCUCUCUUUAUCCUAAAAUCUGUUGAAUUGUAAAUGUUAUAAUUAUUGUAAAAUAAUCUAUUUAUUAUAUUAUUAUCAUGAUUUUAAAUUCUGUAUAAACCAUAUAUAAUAUGUAAGACCUGAAUCAAAUCUAAACUAAGUAAUGUGAAGAAACAGUGUUUUUUCAAGCGAAAAGAAUAAAUUGCCCAAUCGAAUUUUAAAUAUGGCUGAUUCCUGAGAAUAUUUAAAUAUGUAAGAUAUUGAAGAUAUUUUUAUUGUUAAUUAUAUAUAUAAUCCUUUUCUGUGAUAUUAUUUGUAACCUUUGAACUGUGAUUUAGAAUAGACCAAAUAAUAAACUUUUUCUGUCAUAUACUGUAAA
This is a messenger RNA of Lottia gigantea (owl limpet), 1892 nucleotides long. RefSeq lists its product as hypothetical. Gene Ontology annotation, cellular component: spindle pole. Gene Ontology annotation, molecular function: protein binding. The transcript has 10 exons. Gene Ontology annotation, biological process: mitotic cell cycle; spindle organization; establishment of meiotic spindle localization. Lineage: Eukaryota; Metazoa; Mollusca; Gastropoda; Lottiidae. The record is from RefSeq and is a predicted model, not a curated record. The coding region runs from base 214 to 1263 and encodes 349 amino acids.